This is a messenger RNA of Acanthosepion pharaonis, 648 nucleotides long. NCBI's taxonomy places the organism in Eukaryota, Metazoa, Mollusca, Cephalopoda, Sepiida, Sepiidae. The record is from the annotation of a GenBank genome assembly.
AUGGGUAUCUAUCUAUCUAUCUAUCUAUCUAUCUAUGUUCAUUUUUCUCCCUUUUUUAAUUCUAUCUAUCUAUCUAUCUAUCUAUCUAUCUAUCUAUCUAUCUAUCUAUCUAUCUCUAUUAAUUUCUCCCUCAUUGACCGGCUGUGUUUUUACUUAGUUUCUUCCCACAUCCUCUUCUCCUGCUUCCCCCUCCUCCUAUUCCUCCUCCACCUUCUUCUUCUUUCUCCUUCUUUCAACAUCAUCUUCUCCUUUUUCUCCUCCUCCACCUUCCUUCUUCUUCUCCUCCUUCUUCUUCUUCUUCUUUCAACAUCAUCUCCUUUUUCUCCUCCUCCUCCUUCUCCUCCUCCUCCUUCUUCUUCUUCUUCUUUCAACAUCAUCAUUUCUUCUUUUCUCCUCCUCCUCCUCCUCCUUCUUCUUCCAGUUUUUCCAGUUUUAAAAAUUAAUUUUUUUCCUUUAUGUUUUUUCGAUGUUAAAUCCACCAGAGACAUUCUCUCUCAGUUCUUCUUUUUUCUCCUGUUUCCUUCUUUUCUUUUUCUUCUUCUUCUUCUUCUUAGAGAGAGGGUGGGUGUAUCUAUCUAUCUAUCUAUCUAUCUAUCUAUCUAUCUAUCUAUCUAUCUCUCUCUCUAUAUAUUUGUCUACUUCUUAUAA